GCUCUAAAUAAUCUCGUCCACUGACUCCCUCCCCUGCCUAUCCACUCUGCUCCAUCUCCAGCUCCACCGCCAUGGAUUUAUCCUCCCUAGCGAGGCCGCAGGCGCUCCGCGGCGGCUCCACGGGCGCUCUGGGCGCCCACGCCGCCCGACGCCGCUCCGUCCAGCUGCUCCACCCGCGCAGGCCCACAUUCCGCUGCUCCGUCGAGGCAGCCAAGCAGCAGGUGCAGGGGACGCUAGCGGCGGAGGCGGAGGCGGCGCGCAAGGAAUGCUUCGGGGUCUUCUGCACCACCUACGAUCUCGAGGCGGAUGAAAAGACCAAGUCCUGGAAGAAAUUAGUGAACGUUUCUGUGUCAGGUGCGGCCGGGAUGAUAUCGAAUCAUCUGCUCUUCAAACUUGCCUCCGGUGAGGUUUUCGGACAGGACCAACCAAUAGCACUUAAGUUAUUGGGCUCGGAAAGAUCAUUACAAGCACUCGAAGGUGUAGCUAUGGAACUGGAGGAUUCAUUGUAUCCAUUGCUAAGAGAAGUCAGCAUCGGCAUAGAUCCUUAUGUGAUCUUCGAAGAUGCAGAUUGGGCCCUUCUAAUUGGGGCCAAACCCAGAGGACCUGGAGUGGAGCGAGCUGCGUUACUAGAUAUCAAUGGUCAAAUCUUCGCUGAACAGGGGAAAGCACUUAACGCUGUGGCAUCUCGGAAUGUGAAAGUCAUAGUUGUUGGGAACCCCUGUAACACUAAUGCUUUGAUCUGCUUGAAAAAUGCUCCCAACCUACCAGCAAAGAACUUUCAUGCAUUGACAAGGUUGGAUGAAAAUAGAGCCAAGUGUCAGCUAGCGUUAAAAGCUGGUGUGUUUUAUGACAAAAUAUCAAAUAUGACUAUUUGGGGAAACCAUUCAACAACUCAGGUUCCUGAUUUCUUGAAUGCCAAAAUUAAUGGGACGCCAGUAAAAGAAGUCAUCAAAGAUACAAAGUGGCUAGAAGAGGAUUUCACUAUAACUGUUCAAAAGCGUGGAGGUGUGCUCAUCCAAAAGUGGGGCAGAUCUUCAGCUGCAUCAACAGCUGUUUCCAUCGUCGAUGCCAUGAGGUCCCUCGUAACUCCUACCCCGGAAGGAGACUGGUUCUCUACAGGGGUUUAUACGACCGGAAAUCCUUAUGGCAUAGCAGCAGACAUUGUAUUCAGCAUGCCGUGCAGAUCAAAGGGCGAUGGUGACUAUGAACUAGUUAAAGAUGUGGCGAUGGACGAUUUUCUCUGGGGCCGGAUCAAAAAGAGUGAAGCUGAACUGAUUGCUGAGAAAAGAUGCGUCGCCCAUCUUACAGGGGAGGGUAAUGCAUUUUGUGAUCUUCCUGGGGAUACAAUGCUUCCUGGAGAGAUGUAGUGCUACUGCUAUCGAUGAUACUAGCAAUCUGCCAAUUGCUACCAGGAUGUCAUGUUAUUAUUAGAAGGCAACGUUCCCAACGCCAACUGGAAGAAGGAUAGUUGAGAGAAACGACUGCUUGCAGGCUGCGGCAGCUAUUUAUCUUGUGUGUAUUUAAUAAGCACGCAGACUUUUGUUGUGCACUAGUAAUAUACGUAUAAAGCAAAAGAAUUUUCAUAAUAAAAAGGGCAAAAAGCCAUAUGGAGCAGAGUGUUUUUUUUU
Molecule: messenger RNA, 1628 nt
Organism: Triticum dicoccoides
Lineage: Eukaryota; Viridiplantae; Streptophyta; Magnoliopsida; Poales; Poaceae
Product: malate dehydrogenase [NADP] 1, chloroplastic-like
Exons: 14
Coding region: 72-1367 (431 amino acids)
Biological process (GO): malate metabolic process
Molecular function (GO): L-malate dehydrogenase (NADP+) activity
Source: RefSeq, a predicted model, not a curated record